Mytilus trossulus (common blue mussel) is the source of this 2118-nucleotide messenger RNA. RefSeq lists its product as uncharacterized. The transcript has 5 exons. Lineage: Eukaryota; Metazoa; Mollusca; Bivalvia; Mytilida; Mytilidae. The record is from RefSeq and is a predicted model, not a curated record. The coding region runs from base 1 to 2118 and encodes 705 amino acids.
AUGGUAAUCAGACCUGCUACACAUGCAGCAUCUGUCGAGUUGAUCAUGUUAUUACAAACGGAUGACGAGAAACAAAGGUUCAUACAAGAGUUAUUUCUAAAAGGUGAAUGCGGAAAACAUCAUUUUGCAAGACUCAUUUUCAUUGGCAAAAAUGGAGUAGGAAAAACUAGUUUAAUGCGAAGAUUACUGUGGAAGAAUAAGAAAGAUGUCAUUUCAACACUGAGUACAGACGGCAUUGAGGUUGAGAAAUGCAAUAUAAAUAUUAAAAAUGGAAAAUGGAGCCCAUGUGAUGAUCUAGACGAUGAUCUAACAAGAUUAAUUCACCAAGUUUAUACAGAGAAAAAUAUAAUUGAUAAACGGAUAGCUAGAGAAAAUAUUUCAGACAAAUUGCGGUUUGAAUUUACUACUGUAACAAUAGAAGCAUCAGACACAGAUGAGUUAGGAAGUUCACACGAAAAUGAUUACUUUGGCAGUUUAAACGUAGAUUUUGACAACGACAGUAUUAAAAGUGAAGAGAUGCACACUAGGAUAUCAAGCAUAAAUCAACUGAUGACCGAAAAUAUAGAUAAUAAUGUAACAGAAGAUAUCGAUUUCAAAAGAAAACAACUGAAUAACAUUAAAUUUCAAAAUGAGUAUGACAAUAACAUUAACAACAAGGCAACUGCAUCUGACCCUGUUAAUGACGCUGAUAUUAACCAACUGACUUCUACAAUAAUGAAAUCUUAUAAUCAACGUAGUGGAAAGGAACCGGAUGAUACGAUGGCGUUCUGUUGGUUGUGGGAUUUUGCCGGACAGAAGGAUUUUUAUGCCACACACCAAGUCUUCCUGUCGAAUUGUGCAGUUUUUUUGCUAGUAACAGAUAGUUUAGAAUUCAGCACUGCUGAGAAGCCAGGAAUUGAUUUUGAAGAUUCAACACAGUAUGUGAAUUUCUGGUUUGACGCCAUUCAUUGUUAUUGGUCGACUACGAAGAAAGGCCGAUUAGACCCUCCAAUAAUUGUUGUAUGUACAAAUGAAGAUAAACUCAAGGAUGAUGAUAAUGUGUUUGAAGAAAUAAGACAUUUCAUAUCACGACAAGCUAUGCAGAUGCAUGAUUGGGGUAGAGUCUGUCCAUUAAAGUGGAUUUUGUUCCAACAAGUAUUAGGAAAGCUAAAGGAGAGUGGUGUGCCAAUUUCUACAACAAAACAAUUAUUGAAAAUUGCAACGCAUGACGAUAUUGGCAUAUCCAAUAAUAAAGAAUUCAAGCUUUGUCUGCAAUACUGCCACGAUAAUGGAACAGUUAUAUACUUUGAAGAGGAGAAUUUAAAAGAUCAUGUUAUAUUGGACCCUAAAUGGCUGGUUGAUGCAUUUAGAUGUCUUGUAUCUGAUAAGAUUGAAACUAAAAUAAAACUUUCAGAUCACUGGCAAAGCCUGAUCGAAACCGGCGAAUUGACGGAUACACUGAUAACUGCUUUGUUUGAGAAAGAACCGCACUUGAAAUUUUUAGAGAACAAAAUACAUUUAUUAGAAGUAAUGAAACGUUUUGAUAUUAUUGUUAGUUUGAAGAACUCAAGUGCAUUGUACAUGCCAUGCAUGAUGACACCCUGUACUUUUGAAGAAGUAAGAAAAUAUUUUAUUGACGAAACUCAUUUUUUCUAUAGAACUAGUUGGUUGUGUUUAGAUUUUGAAUUUCUUCCUCCAGCUUUUUUCAAUCACAUUCUUGCAUGGUACAUUAAGCAAUAUUAUGUGAGUGCUAUAACAGAAAAGGGAACACGUAACGAAAGAAAAACAUUGUAUCGUCAGAUUGGUGUCUUUAAUUUAGAUUCGUCCGGAUGCGAACAAUUAGUAGUUUGUGAAGGACCUAAUGUCAUAGCCCUUCAGAUUUGGAAUUCACGGAUAUCUGACCAAGCGUAUGUUGAUUUCAAAACAAAGUUAUGUCAAUUUGUUGAUACAUUACGUAAUCGUUACAAACUAAAACUAACAUUUACAAUAGCGUUUAAGUGUAAUGAUGGGGAUUUUACAACCAAUCGACAGAAGAUGAAUAUUUUAGAAACUGCAGUUUACCGUUGCUUUGAGCAUAAAACAAAUCACAUAUCGGAAGAUUUAGUAAAGCCUUGGUAUGUCGAUGAAGAAAUACGGUAA